Molecule: messenger RNA, 2275 nt
Organism: Cercocebus atys (sooty mangabey)
Lineage: Eukaryota; Metazoa; Chordata; Mammalia; Primates; Cercopithecidae
Gene: ORC5
Product: origin recognition complex, subunit 5
Exons: 13
Coding region: 137-1243 (368 amino acids)
Biological process (GO): DNA replication initiation; DNA replication
Cellular component (GO): nucleus; nuclear origin of replication recognition complex
Molecular function (GO): DNA replication origin binding
Source: RefSeq, a predicted model, not a curated record
GCAGCACCGGCUCCUCCCACGACGCUGCGGGUCCGGUUUCCGGCGGGAGAGCGGGCUGCCAGACCGGGGAAAGGGUCCCGCUUGUGCUAGGGACUUGUGGGCUGGCUGCACUGGCCACUGCGGGGUGCCCGCCAGAAUGCCCCACUUGGAAAACGUGGUGCUUUGUCGCGAGUCUCAAGUGUCCACCUUGCAGUCCUUGUUUGGAGAGAGACAUCAUUUUAGCUUUCCAUCCAUUUUUAUUUAUGGACAUACUGCCAGUGGAAAGACCUAUGUAACACAAACGUUGUUGAAAACUUUAGAGCUCCCACAUGUCUUUGUGAAUUGCGUUGAAUACUUUACCUUGAGGCUGCUUUUGGAACAAAUUUUAAACAAAUUGAAUCAUCUUAGUUCUUCAGAGGAUGGAUGUUCUACUGAAAUAACCUGUGAAACAUUUAAUGAUUUUGUUCGCUUGUUUAAACAAGUAACCGCAGCUGAAAAUCUCAAGGAUCAGACUGUAUAUAUUGUUCUAGAUAAAGCAGAGUAUCUAAGAGAUAUGGAAGCAAAUCUUUUGCCUGGAUUUCUUAGAUUACAAGAAUUGGCUGACAGAAAUGUGACUGUUCUCUUUCUCAGUGAAAUUGUUUGGGAAAAGUUUCGUCCAAAUACUGGAUGCUUUGAGCCAUUUGUCUUGUAUUUCCCUGAUUACAGCAUAGGCAACCUUCAAAAGAUCCUGUCCCAUGAUCAUCCUCCAGAGUAUUCAGCUGAUUUCUAUGCUGCCUACAUUAACAUUCUUCUUGGAGUUUUCUACACUGUUUGUCGAGAUUUGAAAGAGCUCAGACAUCUGGCAGUACUUAAUUUUCCUAAAUAUUGUGAACCUGUGGUUAAAGGAGAAGCAAGUGAACGUGAUACUCGCAAACUGUGGAGAAAUAUUGAACCUCAUUUGAAGAAAGCCAUGCAGACUGUUUAUCUCAGGGAAGUAUCAAGUUCCCAAUGGGAAAAGCUACAGAAAGAUGACACAGAUCCCGGGCAACUGAAAGGCCUCUCAGCGCAUACUCAUGUGGAACUUCCAUAUUACUCUAAGUUCAUUCUAAUUGCUGCAUACCUUGCUUCAUACAAUCCAGCAAGAACUGACAAGAGGUUUUUUCUUAAGCAUCAUGGAAAAAUCAAGAAAACCAGCUUUCUAAAAAAACACGAAAAGAGGCAGUUUUGCUCAAUUCCAGGACUUCCUGACUCCAGAGCCUAUGAUGAUGUUUACCACUGUUCUUGAACUCCUACAACAGACAAAUGUGAUAUGAAGUGAAACAUUUUGGCUUCUGAAGUUGCCACUAAAGGGAAGGAAGGUGCAAGACCAGGCUUGGAAGUAGCUUACAUCACUUCUAUUCAUAUUUCAUUGGCCCAGCAGAACCCAGUUACGUGACCUCUAUCUAACUGCACAAGAGACUGAGAAAUGGAGUCUUCUUGUGUGUCAGAGAAGAAACAGUGUUGGCAAACACUGACUCUGCCUUGUACUUUAAUCCAGCAGUCCUACUUAGAGAAACACACAUUUGCACAAGGAGAAAUGUACAGGAUUAUCAGUCACAGGAUUAUUUGUAAUAAUAAUGAAUCUUUUUAAGUAGUUGUAAAAUGGAAUUCUGUAAGGUAAUUUAAAAAUGAACUAGAGCUACAUGUAUCUAUAUGGAUAAAUCUCAGAAAGCAAUUGGUAGAGAGGUAUGUUCAAAAUGAUAUCAUUUAUAUAAAAUUUUAAACCAUGCAAACAAUGCUGUAUAUUGUUUGUGGAUACAUAUGCAGUAGUAUAAAACCUUCAUGAGAAUACAUCAAAUUCUAGAUAGUGGAAUUUUUCUAGAGAAGGAAAGGGAGAAUAGGAUGGGAGAGGGUUCAAGGAAGCUUCAGCUCAUCUGUAAUGUGAUCUAAUGUUUUAUUUCUCUGCAUGUAUUGCACAGUAUAUUUGAUAAAAUUGAGUGGUGAGUCCAUUGGUAUUCAUUAUAUUCACUUCUGUACACUUUUAUAUAUUUGAAAUAUUUAAUAACAAAAGCAUACAAAAUUUAAGACCUGGAAAAUAAUUUCUAACUGAGGUUAAAAACUUCAUUGUAUAAUUCUGAGUAGGUAUUCUUCUUUACGUUCAUUCUUAUUUUAAAUAAAUAGUUACUCGCAUGCAUGUAAAUAUAGUUUCCAAUUUUAUUUGCCAUUGCUAAUAUAAAGUACUUACCUGUGGCUGGGUGCACAGGCGCAUGCCUGUAAUUCUAGCACUUUGGGAGGUCAAGGUGUGCGGAUUACUUCAGAUCAGGAGUUCGAGACUAGC